UUUAGCAUCGCUUAGUCGACUGUCGAACAGUGAAGGUGAUUUAUUUUCUAUUAAAAAUAUGAGUAGCAAAAAUAUUUUGUACGGCGGUGAUUAUGACCGGAAAUUCGUAUACAAAUCGAUGGGAGAUUUUAUCAUGAACUCUCUGCAAAGGAAUGGCGACCGCAAAGUUUUGGUUAAUGCGGCUACCGGCCUUACCUGGACAUCUCGAGAAUUUCUGGAUCAAGUGAAAAAGUACAGUAAAGUACUGUACGGCGCUGGAGUUCGCCGAAACAGUAUAAUUGGGAUUGUGUCAGAAAAUCGACACGAAGUAGCGGCAAUAAUGUUUGCGUCACUGUGUUUAAAUGCGAUUACUGCUCCAAUCAAUUUUACAUACACGAAAAGAGAGUUGAAACAUUCAUUGGACCUGUCAAAGCCGAGGCUAGUUUUUGUAUCAGCAUCUGUGCUGGAUAAUAUCCAAGAAAUCAUCAAUGAACUUCCUUACGUUGAAACGGUUAUUUCCUUCGACAAAACAUCAUCUACGGAUAGGAAUUUGAUUAACCUAGACGAACUUAUGACCAGAUAUGAAGACCAAACGUUUGAUUUUGAAAAAUACAUUCAGCAACCAAUCAACAUACGAGAGCAAACAUCGAUGAUAUUUCUAUCAAGUGGAACUACAGGUUACUCAAAAGGAGUUGAAAAAAGUUGCGAAAACUUGUUUGUAUGCUUCGAACAGUACGCACGCAAUAUAAUGAACUUAAGUGACUUUGGCUACGACAUAAACACACUCGUUCUGGGUCCAUGGUUUCAUGUUAUGGGUUUCACCAAUUUAUUUAUCGUAAUGUUCUCAGACAGAUUUUGUUGUGUGUUUCUACCGAAAUUUGAACCUCAUCUGUUCCUGAAGGCAAUCCAAUCCUACAAAAUAGCCUCAAUUCCGAUUCCACCGCCAAUCGUCAUUUUACUUGCCAAAAGUCCAUUGGUGGACGAGUAUGAUAUUUCUACUGUAAAAUAUAUUUUCACCGGCGCCGCUCCCCUAUCCUAUGAUGUUGAAGAACAGAUUGUGAAACGCUUCAAAAGUCAAAUAAAAAUUCUUCGCGGUUACGGACUCUCGGAGGCGAUUAUUACACUUUACACGAUAACAGUUCAAAAUCCACCGCCGGCUUCUGUUGGCCAACUACUUAAAGGAUGUUACGGGAAAGUUAUUGAUGGUAACGGUAACGCUCUUGGCCCAAAAGUGGUAGGCGAAAUUUGUCACAAGGGUCUUCUAGUGAUGAAAGGUUAUUUCAAUAAUCCAAAAGCAACUUCUGAAAGUAUUGAUCGAGACGGAUGGUUCCACACUGGUGAUUUGGGCUAUUACGACGAAGAGCAUAAUUUCUUCAUCGUUGACCGGCUAAAAGAAUUGAUUAAGUACAAAGGAUUUCAAGUGGCACCGGCCGAAUUAGAGGGUCUAUUACUUUCGAAUCCAAAAAUUAAAGACGCUGGAGUGAUCGGAAUCGAUGAUGAGAUUGCUGGUGAGCUCCCAAUGGCAUAUGUAGUGAAGCAACCGAAUUGUGAGAUUACCGAAAAAGAAGUGAAAGAUUUUGUUGCUGAACGUAUUUCCAAAUCGAAAUGGAUUCGAGGCGGAGUGAAAUUCAUCGAUGAAAUACCGAAGAAUCCAAGCGGCAAGAUUUUGCGUAGAAACUUAAGAGAAUUAUAUAAGAGCACGAGAGCGAAAUUGUAAAGAAGUAACUGAAUUAUCAAGUUGUUAAAUACAGAUAAGCGAUUGUUUAUUACUUUUAAA
This is a messenger RNA of Bradysia coprophila, 1756 nucleotides long. Its product is annotated as luciferin 4-monooxygenase-like. The record is from RefSeq and is a predicted model, not a curated record. Gene Ontology annotation, molecular function: CoA-ligase activity. Lineage: Eukaryota; Metazoa; Arthropoda; Insecta; Diptera; Sciaridae.